Molecule: messenger RNA, 1115 nt
Organism: Emericellopsis atlantica
Lineage: Eukaryota; Fungi; Ascomycota; Sordariomycetes; Hypocreales; Bionectriaceae
Exons: 2
Coding region: 345-749 (134 amino acids)
Biological process (GO): 2-oxoglutarate metabolic process
Source: RefSeq, a predicted model, not a curated record
UACCAUCUGCUCCUCGCACGCAAACCUUCCCAACCUUUUCUUCUCUCCUCUUUAUCCAUCGCUCAAAUACCUAUUUCACGCCCAAGUCUCGUCCCCCGUCUCAGGAAAAAAAAGAAAGAACAAAAGUGGCCAGCGCCUCUACAGAUUCCCCGGUUGUUGCGUGAACGUCCAACAUUUCCCGCAAUCGCCCGCCUUGAGAAAAAAAAGCCCGUGCGCGCCCUGCCUGCCUGCCCGACUCGUACCGGCGCGCGUUUCUAACCACUACGAACAGUGAUUGACGGCAUCGUCAUCAGCCUGCGCAUCUACAGCCUCAAUCCGUCUCGACAACACUCGCGCGCGACAUCAUGUUCACCACGCGUGCUCUCCGCCAGGCUGCUGCGCACGCCGAGCGCACCCCAAUGAUCAAGUUCCUCGGCCCUCGCUCGAUUCCAUCGUCCGUCGACCACACCCCCAAGCCGCACCCCGAGUCGCCCUCUGGCAAGCUGCCCGCCGACUUUGCAAAGAGCGGCAACUCGCACACCUCCUUCUCCACCUACCGCGACCACGCCCAGCAGCACGGUCCCCUCCAGAAGAGCAUCCGCUCCGGCCAGGGCAUUGGCUCUGUGCCCGCCGCCGCCUUGGGCGACAUUACCCCCCCAAAGGGUGUCUUCUUCGAUACCUCUGAGCUGCCGGCGCGCUUCCAGCGGGCGCCCAUUGACUGGGCUGAGAUUGAGGCCGUCGAGUCGGGGGGUGCGCCCGCCUGGAACUGAGGUUUCCCCUCCCUUGAUUUCGGACAUGACUACGGGGACGAGAUGGGCAUGAAAAGGACUUUGAGCGGCAGGAAAACGAGAGAUGAGUUGUCAUGGUACCACGUGAAGGUCAGGCGGCGCUCUGAAGAACUGCCGUCCUGCCUUCACUGGACAUGUAGACAGACGGCACUGGGAUAGUGCGUAGUCAUCUAACCAUACCUGACGCAGGCACGCUUUUGAUGCCUGCUCAUACUCUCGUCAACUGCAUUUGAGCGUUCUAUGGAUAGACCGAGCGAGAACCAGGAGGUUCACAUCGCCACGCUGAUCUACGAGACAUGUAUGUAUCAAGCACGUAUAAACAAUAAAAAAGACAAAACACUCGACAAA